Messenger RNA from Phyllostomus hastatus (greater spear-nosed bat), 1991 nucleotides. It is a transcript of the gene CHST8, whose product is annotated as carbohydrate sulfotransferase 8. The record is from RefSeq and is a predicted model, not a curated record. Gene Ontology annotation, molecular function: sulfotransferase activity. Gene Ontology annotation, biological process: carbohydrate biosynthetic process; proteoglycan biosynthetic process. The transcript is spliced from 4 exons. The coding region runs from base 316 to 1584 and encodes 422 amino acids. NCBI's taxonomy places the organism in Eukaryota, Metazoa, Chordata, Mammalia, Chiroptera, Phyllostomidae. Gene Ontology annotation, cellular component: membrane.
GGAGGAACACGCCGCCGCGCCCUCACCCUCUCCUAUGCGCUCCGGCCGCCGGCCCCACGCUGCUCGCGUCACCCACCGCUGGGAGCCGGAGCAGGCACCCGGCCCUAACGUAGCUGGGGCGGAGGUCCUCCUCGCUUCCCAGGAACCCCAGAGCCAAGCAUUCGCCGCGGAGGACCACUCCGGGGCAGGAGGCGCCCACGGCCCCGUGAGCGAGCGCCGGCUGCGCCAGACCGUGGCCUGAUGGACACCUGGUGUAGACAAUGAGGGAAGGACUCGCUUCCCACACCCAAGAGGUGACCCCGGAGCAAGGCUCGGAUGACCCUACGUGCUGGAACAAUGCAGCUGGCCUGCAUGUUUUCAUCCAUCCUGCUGUUCGGGGCCGCAGGCCUCCUCCUCUUCAUCAGCCUGCAGGACUCCACGGAGCUCACCCCCCGGCAGGUGCCAGGUGUAAAGUUCGACAUCAGGCUACAGCAGCCCCACAAUGACUUCCCACCAGGCAGUUCCCAGGAUGGUGACUUUAAGGCCCCCGCAGAGAGGGUCAUCCGAGACGUGCCCGGCCCAGCACCCAGAGGCCUCAACCCGCUGGUGCCUGGCCAACCUCAAGCACGCCUGGGGGCCCGUCUGCGACCAAGGCAGCGCCGCCGCCGGCUGCUUAUCAAGAAAAUGCCAGCUGCAGUGGCCAUCGCGGCCAACAGCUCGGCCGGUGCCUUUGUCCGGACAGCAGCCCUGGCCCUGGAUGGCCACUGGGUCAGCCUGCACCAGAGGCAGCAGGAGCGCAAGCGGGUGAUGUGGGAGGCGUGCGCCAAGUACCGCGCAAGCGGCAGCCGCAGGGCGGUCACACCCCGCCACGUGUCCCGCAUCUUCGUGGAGGACCGCCACCGCGUGCUGUACUGCGAGGUGCCCAAGGUGGGCUGCUCCAACUGGAAGCGGGUGCUCAUGGUGCUGGCCGGGCUGGCUUCGUCCACCGCCGACAUCCAGCACAACACCGUCCACUACAGCAGCGCCCUGAAGCGGCUGGACACCUUCGACCGCCAGGGCAUCCUGCACCGCCUCAGCACCUACACCAAGAUGCUCUUCGUCCGCGAGCCCUUCGAGAGGCUGGUCUCCGCCUUCCGCGACAAGUUCGAGCACCCUAACAGCUACUAUCACCCCGUCUUCGGCAAGGCCAUCCUGGCGCGGUACCGGGCCAACGCCUCCCGGGAGGCCCUUCGGACGGGCUCCGGCGUGCGCUUCCCGGAGUUCGUCCAGUACCUGCUGGACGUGCACCGGCCGGUGGGCAUGGACAUCCACUGGGACCACGUCAGCCGGCUCUGCAGCCCCUGUCUCAUCGACUAUGACUUUGUGGGCAAGUUCGAGAGCAUGGAGGAUGAUGCCAACUUCUUCCUGCGCCUCGUCCACGCGCCGCAGAACCUGACCUUCCCGCAGUUCAAGGACCGGCACUCGCAGGAGGCGCGGACCACCGCGCGGAUCACCCGCCAGUACUUCGCGCAGCUCUCGGCCCCGCAGCGGCAGCGCGCCUACGACUUCUACUACAUGGACUACCUGAUGUUCAACUACUCCAAGCCCUUCGCUGACCUGUACUGACGGCCAGCGGCGGGGUGUGGGCGCCCUGCCCACCCACUCACCUGUCCCCAGGGCGGGGUCCCUCAGCCAGGAGCCUAGAUGCGCCCAGAGCACGUGGGCUCUGAGGACAGAAGGCACUGUGGCUGGCGCAGGCCUUUGGUGGGGGACAGGGGCCCAGGCCUUGGUUAGGGACCCUGGCCUGAGUUUCAUAGCUACUUCCUUGCUCCUCUGCUGAGGGGUUUACAAGAGGGAGUGUGUAAGCUGGAUACCCCAGGAGCCCCAGCUGCCCACACACAGCUCAGCUCAGUGGAGAGUCAGGAUGACCAGGGAAGCCUGAGGCCCAGCAGAGGAGGGCCCAGCGGUAAGGGAUUUCCUACAGUCCCUUAGCCAUUGCCUUGUACCAAACCAAAUGGUUUGCAGCUUUUCUA